CGUCUCUCUCAGCAUCCUCCACAACCCGGAAACAAUUUGUCGAGUGGUUCCAUUGGAUGGAUGCCAGACGACUCGAGCAGCCUGAUGCCUCCACUGUCGACAAGUGUGUGUUCUCCUUUGCCCCACCGAUCCGGCUGCAUGAAUGGGCCGUGUUCCUCUGCGUCUCUUCCCUCCGGCUUUGUUCAUUCCAAUGUUUCAUCUACAGCCGGCGUCAGACCGAACACCUCUCCUCUCACCUCCAAUGGUGGCGGCAACAAUGGCACGGGCAUGCAUAUACCCAUGCCUCCAUGUUCAGCUACAAUCUCGCUGUCACAGUCUGUUCCACUGCGUCAGAUCAGCCUCUCUGGCGACUCUCCUGGUCGUAUCACUUGUCCGAGCGAGACUGGUACUCCCAGCGCCCCUUGCACCCCGAAUGGUCGCUUCUCUCCCACUUCCGCCAGACCUCUCCCGCAGUCUCAUCAGCCACCCUCAGCUCUUGGCUCCGGCGGCCUUUUGUUGGCACCCACUCGUCCAUGCAGUGCAGGCACGACACCGAUUCUUGCACAUGGUGGUGCAAUCGUCGCCUCACUCAUGUCGGCCACCUCGAAUUCCGUAUGUUCUCAGAUGGUUGCUGGCAGCCACUCGGUCACCUGGCAGCAGCCUUCAUCGGUUCCACCGCCCAUUUGUUCCACAGCUGCUUCCCCUAGGCCUUUGGUUGUGCCUAACAGGCCGCCGUGUGGUGAGUUUUGCAGUUUGACUUUUUGA
This is a messenger RNA of Protopolystoma xenopodis, 744 nucleotides long. The record is from the annotation of a GenBank genome assembly. Lineage: Eukaryota; Metazoa; Platyhelminthes; Monogenea; Polystomatidea; Polystomatidae.